CUGACCUUCAGGAGGAAACUGAGAGCGGGGAGGACGGAGGGAGGCGUGAUUGCUCCCAGGAGCUUUCAUUAACAGGUAAUGGACCUAAUGAUGACAUCUUACACACAUGAUGGUGGAAAAGAAGAACAGGAAGUGAUGCCACUGGAGCAGAGGCUGCUGAUUGGAUAGGAGAUUCCCAGGCAGCUGCAAUAAAACUUGAUGUGUGAAGCCAGAAGAAGACACAGAAACAGAGCGAGGCAACGCAGCAGAGAUCAGCUCCACACUGAAGAUGCAGUUCUGCUUCUGUUUGCUGCUCCCCGGCCUCCUGUCCUUCACUCUGCUCCGCUGCAGCGUCGACGGCCUCAGAGUCCAACCGCAACCUGCUCGGCAGGUAGACCAGCCCAUUUUGAGAUUUCAUGCAGCCCCUCAGUCCCGCCCUGUAGGUGUGAAGGUGGGGGAGGAGCUGACGGCAAAACUGCUCCAAUCGGAUCACCUGAUGAGGAUGGAAAAUGAUGUCAUGGAGCCAAAGAGGAAGAGGAGCUUUCCCAUCAACAACGUACCGCUGGACCGCCUGUCCAUCAGCUCCAUGGAAACGAAGCAGCAAGGGUCAGACAAGCAGAGUAAGGUGGUGGAGUCGCCACGGCGACGACUCAAUCCACCGCCCAUUGACAGAAUCGGGAUGGGUCGUCUGCCAAACGGCAGAGGGUAGGCCACAUCCCCUCCGUCUGAAAGCCCACCCUCUCUCCACAGCGCUCUCACUGGGCAGAUGCAUGAAACCGCCAAUCACCUGCUGAACCACGCCCACCCUCACUUCACCUGGACACGCCCACCUGACACCCUCACUUCACCUGGACAGCCCAACACAAAGCAUGACUGUUCAAUGAUGGUGCGUUCAAAUGCAGCUCCGUAAAGUCGGCACACAUAGAGAGGAAGUGAUUUCAACAACACCUGCGAUUUGCUUCCAUGGCAACUCGUUUUAACAAGCAUUUUAUUUACCUGUAAAACUUACAGGUAAAUAAAACUUUUUUAAAAUACUGAAUUUAAUCAAGGUGAAAUCUGUAAUGUGAGCAAAUCUCGAAUUAGCAGCACCAACAAAUAUCCUGACGUGUGAGAUUAAAUAUACUUAUUAGUUUCCACCAAUGAGAAGCUUUGAUUUCAGAUUUAUUAAGAAAUAAAUAUGUUACAACUUCAAAAUUUGUAUUUGGAUAAAAUCAGAGCCUGAUCCCAGAAAGAUCAAAUCAUCAGAAUCGAGCAACUUUGACUAUAAUAAGAAUAAUUUGGAUGUUUUGAGUUUUUUCAUUUAUAAUUUUUUCAUCUUUUUGAUUCUUUGCAUUUAAUAUAUAAUUAAAAAAAUUAAAGGUUAGAGUUUGAACAUUUUAACCUCAUUAGGAUUAGUGUUAGGGAACAAUAAUGCUGCAGUUUUCCGAGUGUCACCUGAAUGCACCAUCGCCGGCUCCUGCUGUUGGGACCCUGACUGGAGGCGUUGUUGCCUCGACUGCCCUCGCAAACGUCCAACACCAAUCGAGUUUCGUCCUCGCACGUUUGUCUCAGAGUUGUGCCGCAGGACUGUUUCCACAGCAACGGCACAUUUCUACUGCGACCGUAAACAGUGGACAAAGCUACUGUUACGUCAUCUCAAAGUCAUGAGAUUAGCAUUUUCAUCAUCAACACCUUAGUCGCAAAGCAGACUUCCUGUUCAAUAUGACCCAAGAUGAGUGACUGAGUCCAUCAGCAGCAAAGUGUUUACAGAGGUCAGAGGUCAAGCUUCUACAGCACUGGAAGUCUUUUUGCAACUGCAGCAGUCGCCACCUGGUGGCUUUUUGAUAGAAUGCAGGUUUAACUCUCCUGGAUUAGCUUUAUUUUCCUCACCAGGAAACUACGUCCAUGUUUUAUACCAUCUAUGACUGAGAAAAAAAAUAAAAUAAUAGUCCAAAAACAGGUUUAAGCGUCCGAGUGGCGCUGCAGUGGAAACCGUCCUGCUCACUGAUUCUGUUCUGAUGUGCUUCUUCCUGCCCGAGUUUAACUGUGCUUAAUAAAAAGAAAAUGACAAUGAAGUUCUGAGUGUGACUGAUUUUUUCUCUUUUUCAACCCCUUGAGGAUUUUAGAUCAUGUGCUAAAGGCUACAGUUCCACUAAUGUCCACUAGAGGCUCCACCAGUAAGUCCCUCCCCAUGCUCCCAGAAAUAAACAUGCGUACAGCCAGGUGAGUUUUUGUUGAGUCUUUAUUAAGAAAAGAUCAUGUGAUCCGAAACAGUGCACACAGAACGUCUGGUUCACACAAUCCACGAAUGAUCCGGAUCAAUCAGAGUCCCGGCAUUUCCUGUGUGAACUCAUCCACUGAGGACUUCUGUACAGCUGCUAUGGGAGCAGAGAAGGGAGAUAAUGGACCAGACUAUCAGCAAAAUACAAACACCUUCACAUUCAGAGACGGAGAGCGCAGACGAGACUUCACCCUCAAAUCCAAACCAGAGAACUUGAAUGUACUCUGGACAAGAAACUCCAAAAUGAUCCUCUGAUUACACAACACGUUCAUCUUUAACCCAGCAACUGUCAGCAUGGCAGUUUACAAAAUAUAUUAAAAAAAAGAAAGAAAGAAAGAAAACAAGCUAACUACUAAUACAAGCUAAUACCACAGAGCAAUUUAGUCUUUAAAUGUAGGCAAAUGGCUUGAAGAUUACAUAAGAAUACAGAUGUUUAGGACAAUGCUAGCUCACAGCUAACAUUAGCUAUUGUUAAGAACACAGCCAGUUAAAUCAGAUGACAUUAUGCUAAUGUUAGCCAAAAAUGCUCAAACGCUUAAAAUCAACAUUUUAUCUGCAAUGCUACCUUCAAAAAUCAGUGCCUUUGUUAAAUUAGCUUUCCCUAAGGUCAGUGUUAUCAUGCUAACUUCCAAAACUGGGCUAAGAGAUAAAUAUAAAUAAAAUUAGCUUCACCUCCAAACCAGCUAAGAUAAUAACAGUGUAAUUUGCUGACAGCUAAAAAUAGCUGUCACCUCUAAGGUGAAGCUAACAUUAGCUAAUAUGAUAGCAUUUGUUUAAUUAAUUUGUUUUUUCUGAUGUAGCUCAAUGCUAGCUACCAAAACAGCCAGUUAACAAAGCUAAAAUGACUUUGAUGUUAGUUUCACUUUGAAGUUAUCUAUGUUAACCAUUCCUUAGAACUAUUAAGGUUUAUAGCAUUAGCUUAAAUUACUGAUGUCUGCAUUAUUGAUAGCUAGAAACUAUUAUGGUUUACUUUAAAACAUGUGAUCACUAACUCCGCCCAAUGAACCGUGCAUCACCACCAAUUUAAAGGCGAACAACGAUGUUCUACUCAAAAGAACACAAGAAAGUAAAGUGACAGGGCUGAUAAUAAUAUGUGGCCAUAGUUCAAUAUUCACUGUUAGCAUAUAGAUAAACAUGAAUGUUGGCUUAGAAGGCUUACAGACCUUAAUAGUUUUGACAUAAGGCUAACAUAGCUAGCUAAUAUAAGCUAUUGCUGCACUUUUUUUUUUCAAGACAAAGCUAAUGUAGAUUGCUAACAAUAACAUCAUAAUUUUUGUUGUGCUAGCUUUACAGCCAACUCACUCUGAGCCGAGGUAAAGCUAAAACAGUAGGCUAUUUUUACAGAUUUUAUUAGCUCCGUAGCAUAGCAAAUGUAGAUGACUGCUAACAUGACUCAGCUUUUGAUACAACAUCAUCAUAAAUAACAGCUUCAUCUUAAAGAAAUACAAACACUCGCUAACAUUUUAGACUUUGAGAUAAAAAUGCUGCCAAUAAUAAACAACAACAAAAUAAAAAAAAGAAAAGAAAAGAAAAUA
This is a messenger RNA of Haplochromis burtoni (Burton's mouthbrooder), 3774 nucleotides long. RefSeq names its product osteocrin (gene ostn). Bases 269 to 688 code for a protein of 139 amino acids. Gene Ontology annotation, molecular function: signaling receptor binding. The transcript is spliced from 5 exons. NCBI's taxonomy places the organism in Eukaryota, Metazoa, Chordata, Actinopteri, Cichliformes, Cichlidae. The record is from RefSeq and is a predicted model, not a curated record. Gene Ontology annotation, biological process: hormone-mediated signaling pathway.